Messenger RNA from Elgaria multicarinata webbii, 2789 nucleotides. It is a transcript of the gene DDX18, whose product is annotated as DEAD-box helicase 18. Gene Ontology annotation, cellular component: nucleolus. The transcript has 14 exons. Lineage: Eukaryota; Metazoa; Chordata; Lepidosauria; Squamata; Anguidae. Gene Ontology annotation, biological process: maturation of LSU-rRNA from tricistronic rRNA transcript (SSU-rRNA, 5.8S rRNA, LSU-rRNA). Bases 40 to 1992 code for a protein of 650 amino acids. Gene Ontology annotation, molecular function: ATP binding; RNA helicase activity; nucleic acid binding. The record is from RefSeq and is a predicted model, not a curated record.
CCUCGUUGGUCGCGUUCAGUUCGGCUCGGCAAGGGCAGGAUGGCGGCGAACACCGGGAACCUGCCGAUGCGGUUGCUGCGCAAGAAGCUCCACAAGCGCAACCUCAAGAUACGUCAGCGCAAUUUGGCCCGGCAAGGAGCGGCCGACCCACUGGCCCCGGGGCCAUCCGGAACAACAGCUGAGGACAUCUCAGAAGCAGUGAUGGAAGAUAAAAUAAAGGCUGUGGAGCAACCUGAUGUAAAGAUAAAUGCUGAGGAGGCUGGAUGCACACAACCUGAGCUGACGAAGAAGAAGAAGAAAAAGAAAAAAAGAAAAAUAGUGAAUGAUACAGAAAAUGGUACAGAGACUAAAAAAGCAAAAAAUGAGGAAGAGUUUGGUGAUGUAGAAGAGGCCUUAAAUGGAGAGCCUAAAGAAGAAAAUAGUGACAGCAUGGAUGAGAAAGAGGUGGAUGGAGAUGCGGAUGGACCUGUCUUGCCUCUAGGACUAACAGGUGCUUUUGAAGAUACGUCAUUUGCUUCUCUUAAUGGCCUUGUCAGUGAGAACACAUUGAAAGGAAUAGCUGAAAUGGGUUUUACACACAUGACAGAAAUUCAGCAUAAAAGUAUUAAACCACUUCUGGAAGGCAGAGAUAUUCUAGCAGCUGCAAAAACCGGCAGUGGCAAAACACUUGCAUUUCUUAUUCCAACAAUAGAACUCAUCUACAAGUUAAAAUUCAUGCCUAGGAAUGGAACGGGCGUCCUCAUCCUUUCCCCUACACGGGAGCUUGCCAUGCAGACGUAUGGUGUUCUCAAGGAACUGAUGACACAUCAUGUCCACACCUAUGGCUUAGUAAUGGGAGGCAGUAAUAGAUCAGCUGAGGCCCAGAAACUGGCAAAUGGUAUAAACAUCAUUGUGGCAACUCCAGGCCGACUUCUAGACCACAUGCAGAAUACUCCAGGGUUUAUGUAUAAGAACCUUCAGUGCCUGGUAAUUGAUGAGGCUGAUAGAAUUUUAGAAGUUGGGUUUGAGGAAGAAAUGAAACAGAUCAUAAAACUUCUGCCAAAGCGAAGACAGACCAUGCUGUUCUCUGCUACGCAAACCCGAAAAGUUGAAGACCUGGCAAAGAUUUCUCUAAAAAAGGAGCCAUUGUAUGUCGGGGUUGAUGACAAUAAGGAGACUGCAACUGUAGAGGGUCUUGAACAGGGCUAUGUAGUGUGCCCUUCAGAGAAGAGGUUCCUCCUGCUGUUUACUUUUCUCAAGAAGAAUCGGAAGAAGAAGCUGAUGGUAUUCUUCUCUUCAUGUAUGUCUGUGAAGUACCAUUAUGAACUUCUUAACUAUAUUGAUCUGCCAGUCCUGGCCAUUCAUGGCAAGCAGAAACAAACGAAACGCACAACCACAUUUUUCCAGUUCUGUAAUGCAGAUUCUGGCAUACUCUUGUGCACAGACGUAGCUGCCCGAGGACUGGACAUUCCUGAGGUCGACUGGAUAGUUCAGUAUGACCCACCAGAUGAUCCCAAGGAAUACAUUCAUCGUGUCGGUAGAACUGCCCGGGGUAUAAACGGAAGAGGACACGCUCUGCUUAUUUUACGACCAGAAGAAUUGGGUUUCCUGCGUUACCUAAAGCAAGCCAGGGUACCAUUAAAUGAAUAUGAAUUUUCUUGGUCCAAAAUUUCUGACAUCCAGUCCCAGCUGGAAAAAUUGAUUGAGAAAAACUACUUUCUUCACAAGUCAGCCCAAGAAGCAUACAAAGCCUAUAUAAGAGCUUAUGAUUCCCAUUCUCUGAAGCAGAUCUACAAUGUCAAUAACUUGGAUCUGCUCAAGGUUGCUCUGUCUUUUGGCUUCAAGGUUCCACCAUUUGUGGAUCUCAAUGUAAACAGCAGCCAUGGGAAGAGAUUGCAAAAACGAGGUGGCGGUGGAGGGUUUGGCUACCAGAAGUCAAAGAAUGUCCAGAAAUCCAGAAUCUUCAAGCACAUUAACAAGAAAAAAUCGGAUAGCAGACAAUUUUCCCGCUGAAGUGCUUAUUUGGUUUUCAAUGAAAGAAAAAAACACACAUUUUUACCCCCCAUACUAUCCAGCAAAGUGCAUUCAGCAUAGAAUUAUGUAUAGAAUUUAAGAUUUAGACUUCAGCAUAUGCACAAUCCAGGCCAUGGUGAGCAGGGUGCUUGCACAUGGAAGAUGCACAUGGGUUCCCUCUCCCAGCCUCUGCUUACAUAGCACAUCCAUAGAAAUGGGAGAAGCCCUGAUGUCCCAUCAUGGAAAACAGAAGGCCUAUGCUUGUGUCCCACAGCCCCAUGCCAUCUUCCCAGCCUCUCUGUGCAGUGCAGAAUACUGGUCCUCCUGAAACAAGGCUACAUUGAAUCCUCUGCAGGCAGGAGUUUGUGUUCACAGUGGAGUGGCUCAGAUUUAUGCACCCCUAGUGUGCUAUGUUGUGCUAUUUGCAUUUUAAAACGUCCUAUAUUUCCUUCCAAAAUCCUUUAAGUGAUGUGCUAUCUUUGGGAAUCUGAACAUAGUAGGCUAUAUGUUGCUUUUGCAGGGAAUAAUUAAUACAAUUCUUUUUUCUACUCAAAUGUUUUUGUAUUGCAAUCUUCCCUCUGUUGCCCUACAAAGCAAAGGCAGAUUUCCACUUGCUACACUAUGGGAUGUUCAGAAGCUCUUGAGAGGUUUGACUGACCACUGGGACCAUACUUAGAAAUUCUAGAUGGGCUUUUUUUUUUUCCCCUUGCCUUACCAAGUGGCACUUCUUUUCCUCCAAACCUUCAAAACAUUCUUUCUGCUUUUUGAAGAAUAAAGGAUGUUUGAAGAAGAGAGAA